Molecule: messenger RNA, 1772 nt
Organism: Chenopodium quinoa (quinoa)
Lineage: Eukaryota; Viridiplantae; Streptophyta; Magnoliopsida; Caryophyllales; Amaranthaceae
Product: bZIP transcription factor 11-like
Exons: 1
Coding region: 731-1297 (188 amino acids)
Biological process (GO): positive regulation of DNA-templated transcription
Cellular component (GO): nucleus
Molecular function (GO): transcription cis-regulatory region binding; DNA-binding transcription factor activity
Source: RefSeq, a predicted model, not a curated record
CCUCUGUUCUAUAUAUUCUCCCCUUAAUAAUCUCAAAUACCUCUUCCUCCUUUCUUCUUCCUCCUACUUUUAGAUUUCUGGUUUUCUUUCUACAUUUUCUCUUUCCUCUUUCCUCUUUCCUCUUUCUCUCUCUAGAUUCUUCCUAAAGUCCCUAGUUUCUGCUCCCCUGUUUUUGCUCUAUUUUUGGCUCUGCUCCCCUGUUUUUGCUCUAUUUUUGGCUUAAUUAAAGUCCCAAAAAUCUGAGCUUUUUUCUCUUGAAAGAGAAAACCCAUCUCAUAAAAAUCCAAUCUUUUCUUGUAAUUUGCAUAAAGAUCCAAUCUUUAUUGUUCUUGAGAUCUAAAACUCUGUUUUUUUACUCUAAUUUGCAGUUCAUGCUAAAGAAAAAUCUGGAUUUUUAAUGUAUGAUAUUAAUGACUCCAGUUCUUAGUGAAAUUCUUCGUUCUGGGUUUAUGAUAAAUUCCUCUUUAAGGCGCAGGACCCACUUAGUUCAAUCUUUCUCUGUUGUAUUUCUUUACUGGUUCUAUGUUUUCUCAUAAAUUAGCCUCUCACUUUGCUUAAUUUUCAUCUUUAUAUUUAAUUAUUAUAAUCACAUAAAAAAUCAUCAAAAAAAACUUUUUUUUUUUUUUUAAUUUCAAAAUUUCUUCAUCUGGGUCCUGCGUCCUGUAAAUUGUAUAGAUUUAUAGAUAUUUACAAAAAAAUCCCAUCUUUUAAUUUUGGUUAAUUUUGAUUGAUGGCGAGUUCGAGCAACAAUUCGGCGACGAGCAGUCAGAUUCAGAACUCAGGAUCUGAAGGAGAUUUACAGCAAAUGAUGGAUGAGAGGAAAAGGAAGAGAAUGGCGUCAAACAGAGAAUCAGCAAGAAGAUCAAGAAUGAGAAAACAGAAGCAUAUUGAAGAUCUGAUGGUUCAAGUUGAUCAAUUAAAGAGAGAAAAUAAUCAGAUUCUUCAAACUACAAAUCUUACAACUCAACAAUUUGUUAAUGUUGAGGCUGAAAACUCUGUUUUAAAAGCUCAAAUGAAUGAGCUUAACCAAAGGCUUCAAUCCCUCAAUGAUAUCCUCAAUUACAUGAAUACCCUUACUACUGGGAUUAACGGUAACGGUCACGGUCACGGAAACACCGCCUUCGAGGAUCAUUCUUUGGACAUUAGCCAUGAUGAUUUGGGUGAUUUUGGUUUUAUCAAUGGGUAUUAUGGUAAUUUCACUCAUAAUACUAACAAUGUUAUUGGUGCUAAUAAUCCUUGGAACUUGGUUUAUCUCAACCAACCUAUCAUGGCUUCUGCCGAUGUCCUCCAAUAUUAAAAAAAACUAAAGAAAAAAAUGGCCCUCAUAUUUUUUUUUUAAUAGAUUUUUUAGUAUUUGUUUGAGGCGAAAGUUAGGCGUGGGGCUUAUUAUUGCAAAUUAAGUUCCGCCAGGGUGGAAGGCUAAUUAUGAAUUAUAAUUAAGUGGAGGGCUAAUUCUAUUUUUUCUUUUUUUCUUUUUUUGUUUUAAAAAAUUAAUGUCAUCAAUUUAUCAUCAAGUGACUCUACAAGGAUAUUCACGUGCAAAUGACGGCUCUAUGGUGUUCUAGAAUGUUGUAUUUAAGUUGUUGAAUGUAAAUUUAUCAUAGAGGCCUUUUUUUGACGAGGUUUACAUGAGUAAAAACUUUGUGAUGUAAGAAUUGAUCUCCAUGAUAGCUUUAGGCUAGGGCAAUUAAUGGGGAUGAUGAUAUUGAUGAUGUAAUUUGGAAUCUUAAGAUUUUUAUAUUAUAUAUUGAUUAUAUUAGCGACCUUAAUCA